This is a messenger RNA of Nilaparvata lugens (brown planthopper), 2425 nucleotides long. RefSeq names its product mediator of RNA polymerase II transcription subunit 21 (gene MED21). The transcript has 4 exons. The coding region runs from base 326 to 853 and encodes 175 amino acids. Gene Ontology annotation, biological process: regulation of transcription by RNA polymerase II. Gene Ontology annotation, cellular component: mediator complex. The record is from RefSeq and is a predicted model, not a curated record. Gene Ontology annotation, molecular function: transcription coregulator activity. Lineage: Eukaryota; Metazoa; Arthropoda; Insecta; Hemiptera; Delphacidae.
UGUUGGCAAACCUACACAAGAUGGCCGUCGUUGAAUUUAGUCAGCUGUUCGACACAGUUUGUUUAUAAAUUUUGUGUUUUUUGGUUAUUUUGUGAAAAUUUAAGACAUUUUUAAUGAAAAGACUCAAGUUUUAAACAUUUCAUUUUGAAGGAGGAUCAUUAAAUACCACGAAUACAUCGACAAAAGUAAAUAUAAUCCACAUCACUAGAUUAGGAAGAGGAUACAACUCGGUCUUUGAAAUCUGCUUCAAAGCUACUCAACAUCAUAUAAAUUUCCAGUUUAUGGACCAGAAGGAACAGUGGUAACUUGAACGGUGAGAUAAAAUAUGGCUGACCGACUAACCCAACUACAAGAUCUGAUCAACCAGCAAGCCGAGUACUUUUGCAACAGCAUCGGAAUCCUCCAGCAGUUCUCGACUCCGAGCAAAUUCUCCGGUUUCGAUCGUGGCGGUAACGCGGGUGGCAGCACGCCCAGCAGCGGCGGCGCUACGACCGCCAAUCAGAACAGUCAAUCCAAUCAGAACAGCCAAUCCAACCAGCAGGACGACUACGCGACUCUGUUCGCGACGCUGAUCGCUCGCACGGCGAAGGACAUCGAUGUGAUCAUUGAGUCGUUGCCGAACGACGAUUCGUCGACCGAGUUGCAGAUUGCCAGUCUGCGUCUGCUGGAACAGGAGAACCAGGAGGCGGCCGAGCGCCUCGAGGAGGUGGUCAGGCGGGGAGAGGUGCUCUUGGAACAGGUGCAGUCAGCGUUGGCAGAUAUCGCCCAGAGCCAGCUCGAAAUGCAGCAACUCACUACUAAGCAACUAGUUGAUAAGGGGUCUGCCACCUCCCUCCCAGCCACCAAUCCCUAGCGAUAUGCCACAUUUUACUGGACAACUAAUUAUUUAUUAUUCAAUAAUCAACAAUCUUUAGUACAGUCAUAUUCUUCAAGAACAGUAGACAUUCUCCUGGAAACCUAAUAAAUGUAUUAUUCCAUAGUCAACAAUCUUUAUACAAUCUUUGUACUACAGAUGGUAAUUACUGAGAUAUUGCAAUUAUUCAAAUGCUAAUGAAUUUAUAUUCAAAAUAAUGAAUUUCCAUCUAGCUGUUAUCAGUAUUUGCAGUUGCAGAAAUCUUUGGGGUGAUUCGCAGCAUUUAAUUUUGAUUUUAGUUUAAUAAUUAUUAUUAAUCGUUAUACUUCAAGAAAAGUAACAUUAUUCAUAUAAAAUUGUUUAUUGAUUUUUUAUUUUUAUAUAAUAUGACGAUCGGGUGUUACCCGCAAGGGUCUGUUGAAAGCACUAAUAUAGAGAUUGAAUAGAGAUUUAUAGUUCUACUUAUAUACACAUUGUUAUUGACAACUUUUAUGAUCUACAAUAGAAAAAAGUAAUUGAUUGGGCAUAGUUGUAUCACAAAUUGAAUAACUGUGUUAGAUGAUUGAAAUAUUAUAAUUAUUGAUUAAUAAGAAUGAACAAUAUGCCUGUAUCCAUUCUCGAUGAAUUUAGAAUCUUUUUGUAAAAUUGCAAGUUAAUUAAUUCAUUAGUUCGUAAGUUCCUUCCUUUAUUUUACUAUAGAUCGAUGUAUGUGUGUGGAAUAAAUUUGAAUUAUUAUUAAAAAUUAGUAUUUUUUAUAUUUCAUCGAAUAACCAGGCAAAUUUAACUAUUAACCCUUAAUAAUAAAGGACAUUUUUUUGUAUUUCACCGAAAAAACAGGGAAAAUAAUAAUAAUUCAACUUAAUCCUCAACAAUAAAGGACAUUUUUUUUUGUAUUUCACCGAAAAAUCGGGGAAACUAAUAAUUAUUAUUAUUGUUGAAUGAUUAACUAUCAACUAUAGCGAUGUUCUUUAUAAUGACAGUAUUUGAUUAACAUUGGUGUUGCUAUCCUUGUUUAUCAUUUGACAAAGCAGAUAGAGCCAACCUUUUCUAGCUCCGUCAAGUUGCCAGAUCGUACGUCAACAAUGUAGAAAUAUCAAUUAAGAAGAUAUUUUUCCAAAAAUACUUUUUCUUUACGAAUAAAAUGUAUUGAUUAUUGAAGAGUUAUAUUAAUUACAUCAAAUAUCAGCCAUCUUCCUCUAUAGAAGACAGUGGCAAGGCAAAUAAUCGGUAACGCUGUUCUUCUAUCUUUUUUCACUGCCAUUAUAACGUGGACCUCACUAUAGUUCACAGUUUGAAGAGAGCAUUUGGGGUUUUAAUAAGGGAUAUACUUGAAUACACUAAUAACUACCAAUGAUUUUAGAAAAAAAACAUUCUUAGAUGAGCUCGCUUUUGGGUGAACCAUUCAGAACAAUCCUAGAAGUUUGCCUGUUAUUAGUUACUAGACAACCAAAGAUAUUCUGAUGUCGUCGUGUUGUCGCAUAAAUGAAUACUUAUUGCUAAUUGUUCGGCUGAAUAUUUGAUAUAUUAAAAAAACUGUUCUGAUUUCCGAAUUAUAGUUUAAUAACAACAUGG